Molecule: messenger RNA, 1608 nt
Organism: Adineta ricciae
Lineage: Eukaryota; Metazoa; Rotifera; Eurotatoria; Adinetida; Adinetidae
Source: the annotation of a GenBank genome assembly
AUGGCAUCUUUUACUUGCCCGCUAUGUUCGCCGUAUCGGGAUUUCAACACUCUUACGAAAAUCUUCAAACAUAUCACACUCUACCAUCAGAACGAUCCAAACUUCGGUAUCGUUUGUGAUUUACGUAAUACAUGCGGUGUCUUAUAUCGGAGCUACUCAGCAUACAAGUCUCACAUUUACCGGCAACACUUGGAUGAGCUUCAAUCGGUGGAAAUGUCUGACAGCAGAAUAAAUGCGAUUCCUGUUGAUAAUCGACAACAACAUGACACGGAUUUUGAUGUUGGACAUGCUGGGAUAAAUGACAACGAUCAUGAAUCAAUACUAUUGAACGUUGACUAUGAAGAAACGUUUCUUGAAGAAGCAUUAUCAUCACCUACUAGUGGUAUGGAAAGUUUCGAUUCAAUUGUCGAUAUUAGAAAAACAUAUCUAUCGUUUCUUUUACAACUGCGCGAAGAAUUCUUGCUUCCUAAAAAUGUCAUGCACACUAUUUCUAGUUAUAUUGUGACGCUGUUAAACCAUACGCAGAGUUUAUUGGGGAAUAAGACGAUUAGUUGUUCUGCACAUAUUUGCUCCUGUUUGUCAUCAACGUCUUGCAAAGUGAAAGAUAAGGAAAUCAUUGAAUUUGAUGAAGUAAAACAUACAUUAAAUGAUGUUUGUAUUGCGAUUGAGUCAAUCAAUAAGAAUGAAUAUCAACUGAUCAAAUAUUGUGAAGAGUAUUUUGGAUAUAGUGUACCUGAAGAAAUUGUUGUUUCAUUGCCUGGUGAAAAUUUGGAUCGAGGUUAUUUUAUUCCGGUCGACAAAACUUUAACUUCAAUGUUCAGUUCUCAUUCGUUCGUUGCUCAAAUUCUCGAAAACAUUCAAAGACAACAAACACUAGCAGAAAAUGAUCCAGAUUUAAUGUUUUCCAUUCGAGAUGCAUACAACGGUGGCAGAAUCGAUCAUGACAGUAUAUUACUACAGGUUUACAUGGAUGAUAUAGGACUGACUAAUCCAAUCGGAUCCAAACGUGACCACCAUAAGUUGUCUAUGGUUUACUUUUCGAUUGAAGACGUACCGGAUCAAUAUCGAUCAAAGAUCGAUAACAUUCAACUACUCGCCAUUUGUGAUAGCAAAAUUCUGAAGGAUUGCGAUAAAGCAAAACGCUUUUUUCAACCAAUUGUUGAUAAUUUGAAUUGGAUUCAAUUUCACGGGCUUUCGAUCAAUGGUGUUCAUCUCAAAUUUUCAUUCUCAACAGUCGUGUCCGACAAUCUUGCUGCUCAUAUGAUCGGGGGAUUUCAAUCAUGCUUCAGUGCUGGAUAUUUUUGUCGCCGAUGUUACAUUCCGUAUACCGAAAAGAACUCGCUAACCGCAAUGUCAACAACCAAGCGUCGAACGACAAUCGAUCAUGAUGAGUUAGUUCAAGAGCUACUUGUGAACCCCAACAAAUCUCCUUUGAUGGGUGUUAUUGGGUCAAGCCCACUAUGUGAACUCAUUGGUUUUCAUCCAACACACUCCUUGCCUGGUGAUAUCAUGCAUGACUUUUUGGAAGGAGUAUGCCCGAUGGUUAUCAUGUGUCUUUUGAAACAAGCAUCAUCAAUGCGUCUGAUAACAUACGGUGAGAGCUCGUAA